ACAUUUUUAAUUUUUACACAUUUUACAUUUUUUAUAGACCAUAACUUUAUGCAAAGAUUCUAAUUCGGCUCUAGAUACCAUUACAAACUUAUUAGAAAACAUGUCUCUUAAUAACAGUACAAUCACCGUUCCAAGCAUACACGCCGCAAAAGCUAUUGCAGAUUUUCUGCCAUAUUUCGAUGGUAGACAUGACAGGAACAAGGCUGCUACACCUACUCCUGAUGAUAGCUCUGACGAUGACAUUCCCCUUUCCCAAUUAUUCAGUCAAAAUCACAAGAUUAACAAACCCGAUCCUUCCACUUCAGCUAGUGUUUUUCCUGUUUUUCAAUUUAACUAUACCCUAAUCCCAAAAUCCCAAUACCUUCUUUUCGACUUGAAAAACCACUGGAACACAGACCACCUUUGCACAGAAGUCGCAAAUAAAUACUUCUGUAAACACGAAGACUUAUUAGAAGCAGAUCCAUGCCUAGUAGAAAUUAUCAAAAAUGGAAGAAACACUUGUCCCAUAACAAGAAUACAGCAAUCAAGAACUCUGGUACAGCAGAUAUCUUCAUCUAAAGUAAUCAUAUGUCCAAGAGAGCCCACUACAGUGCAUUCGUCAUGUCCAGAAGACGGCCUGAUAGUUAUUUCUCAACCAAGUCUCAUAGAACUCCAGCGAUGCAGCUUAGAAAUCAAUCAACACAAGUUCUAUCCCUCAGAUCGCAUCGACCAUGAAACAAUUUUCCCUUUACCAGCUAUAAGCCUGACCAAUUUCACGAAGCAGAACCUUGUUGAUGUAACAAAAUUCAACUUGAAGACAAUCCAGAAUCUUCAAAUAUCCCAAGAACAAAUCAACGAAGACAGUAUCCAGUUCCCAGAUCGUCCCAUAGAGAAGACAAAUCUAAUCAUAUUUUUACUUCUUCUAUCAACUUUCAUUGGUUACAUCAUUUACCAAAUUUUAAAGAAGCUAAGAGAAGCAAGAAGACGUAGAGAAGAAGAAGCAGUUCCGGAUUCGCAAACUUUGGAUCCCCCGUUUGCUCAUCUUCGGCAGGGAGGAGUUAUAUAG
Acanthoscelides obtectus is the source of this 1045-nucleotide messenger RNA. The record is from the annotation of a GenBank genome assembly. Lineage: Eukaryota; Metazoa; Arthropoda; Insecta; Coleoptera; Chrysomelidae.